AAAAAAAGAUUUUUGAAAUAAAUAAUAAAUCAUUUUUCUCUCAACGGUCAACGACCCAGCAACAUCUCUUGUAGUCUUGUGCCACUUUUAGCUACCGAAGCCCACAGCCCAACUCUCACACACCUCUCCGAUCAACACCUCACUCACACUACCAGUCCAGCGGGAAAACCCUCCGGCGAUCAAGUUCCGGCCAUGUCCGCCGUACCUCCCACCCUCUCUCUUCUAUUCAUCCUCCUCACUCUCUCUCCUAUAACCUCUUCACACUCUCCCACAACCUGCAUAAUCGGCAGCGGCAUCGGCGGCGCCUCCGUCGCGCACUUCCUCCGUCACUACUCCCACUCCGGCCCUAUCCACAUCUUCGAGCGAAACGACGUCGUCGGCGGCCGCAUGGCCACUGUGACGAUCGCCGGCGACACGUUCGAGGCCGGCGCCUCGAUUCUCCACCCGAAGAAUUACCACGCGGUGAAUUACACAAAACUGUUGAAGCUGAAAGCGAAGAGCGAUGAGUCUGAUGAGUCGGUGUCGCUGGGAAUUUGGAACGGGAAGGAAUUUGUUUUUAAGACGAUUGAGAUUAGUUCUAGGUUUUCGAUUAUUCGGAGUAUCGUAGGGUUCGUUAAUUCAGUGCGAAUGCUGGUUCGGUAUGGCUUUGCGCUCUUCAAAAUGAAUCAGUUUGUCGAGGUUACUGUGGAUAGCUUCUUAAAGUAUUAUCAAGCAUUGGAAUCUAGGCCAAUUUUUGGAACUGUGGAGGAAAUGCUUAAAUGGGCAGGUUUAUACAAUUUAACUACUAGGACAUUGCACGAGGAAUUGACUGAUGCUGGAUUGUCUUCUUUACUGAUUGACGAGCUUGCUACAGUUAUCACAAGAAUUAACUAUGGUCAGAGUGUUAGCAUAAGCGGACUUGCUGGUGCAGUUUCCUUGGCAGGGUCUGGUGGUGGGUUGUGGGCAGUUGAAGGAGGAAAUUGGCAAAUGGCUGCCGGAUUGAUAAAUCGUUCAGAUGUUGCAUUGCAUAUGAGUGAAGAAAUAGAAUCUAUUUCUUACACCAGAAGUGCUUAUGAACUCAAUUCAACAAGAGGGAACAGUUACAAGUGUGAUGUAACUGUGGUUGCUACUCCAUUGGAUGAGCUUGAUAUAUCUUUUAACCCUGUGAUUUCGAUUCCUGAUAGGAAGUUGCAGCAUACUCAUGCAACUUUUAUUAGGGGGCUCUGGAAUCCUGCAUAUUUUGGCUUCAAUUAUGUAACUGAUAUUCCAGAAUUGGUGGGGACAAUAGAGAGUUCAGAUCUCCCAUUCACAUGCAUUUCUAUACUCAAGAAACACAGUGAGAAAGAUAUGACCUACAAAAUGUUUUCUCGGCAACCAAUGACAGAUGUGUUACUGGAUCAAAUUUUUAGUGCGAGGAAUGAGACAAUUCGGAUAGACUGGGGGGCAUACCCUCAUUACCACUCUCCUGAGAAGUUUGCACCUUUUAUGCUCGACGAUAUACAUUUGUACUAUGUCAAUGCUUUUGAAAACGCGGCCAGCACAAUGGAAACAAGUGCUGUUGCAGCUGAGAAUAUAGCACGGCUGAUCAUAUCGAGAUCUUCAAGCAAGCCGCUUUCUAUUUCAUCAGACCCUGCAACUUCUGGUUCCAUAAUAUCUGAACUUCACUCAGAUCUGUGAGUGCCUGUCAGUUCUGCUAUACAGAAGUGUGAGGACAUGUAUGUAUAAUCUUGUAUGAAAUAACUUCCUGUGUUUGCUUGUAUUUUUGUAAUUUAUGGUGCAUUUGUAAAUAUCAAUUCCGCUGCGGAUUAACGGUAUAUGUCUGAAAGUACAAGGAUUGGGAAAAUGUUGUCAAUUCUAUUUGAUUAGGGUCUGUCUA
Messenger RNA from Daucus carota subsp. sativus, 1855 nucleotides. Its product is annotated as farnesylcysteine lyase. Gene Ontology annotation, biological process: prenylated protein catabolic process; prenylcysteine catabolic process. Lineage: Eukaryota; Viridiplantae; Streptophyta; Magnoliopsida; Apiales; Apiaceae. The transcript has 5 exons. Bases 193 to 1656 code for a protein of 487 amino acids. The record is from RefSeq and is a predicted model, not a curated record. Gene Ontology annotation, molecular function: prenylcysteine oxidase activity.